AUGGGCUUCCUAAAGAAAUUCAAGAACGAGAUGAAGUCGGCGUUUGGUGAUGACCAGCCUUCGUACCCUUCUCAACAACAACAGCAAUCUCAGAUGCCCAUGACCGACCAGCCGUCUAGCAUCCAGGAGCCUUCACCCUUGGACGUCCUCCGCUAUCGAUACCAACAUGGCACCAAUUUUGGUUCCAUCUUUGUGCUUGAGAAAUGGCUCACUCCCAGCAUGUAUCAGGACAACGCCGACUCCGCCGAGCUUGCGGCUGUGACUGGCAACAUCAAAGCGAUGGGUCUUGAUGCAGCCAAGCAAAAGUNNACAUCUGUUCGUCUACCCAUUGGAUAUUUCACACUGGGUCCGGCUUAUUGCGCAAACACGCCUUUCGAAUCUUCUGCUGGAGUUUAUGAGAACGCAUGGCCGGCUGUAAAACGCCUUGUCGCUCGCUUGACUGCCAAAGGUAUCGGCACUCUUCUUGACCUCCACGCAUUGCCUGGUGGUGCAAAUGGAGGUGAUCACUCCGGAACCAACAGCGGCAAGGCCGAACUGUGGAAAUCGAAGAGAAAUCUGGAUCUUGCUACACGCUGUCUACUAUUCAUCGCUCAUGAAGCUAGAUCAAUGGACGGUGUCAUUGGUCUGCAGCUAGUCAAUGAGGCCGAGUGGGACGCUUCUGGCAUGUAUGGCUGGUAUGACUCGGUGAUUGGUCAGAUCGGUGGUAUUGACAACACUAUCCCUCUCUACAUCUCAGACGCAUGGAACUUGGGUCCUACAGUCGGCUAUAUCAACGGCAAGAACAGUCUGCAUGCUGGUCGAGCAAACCCGAUUGUCAUUGACACUCAUCUGUACUGGGCAUUCUCAGAUGACGACAAGAAGAAGAACCCUAGUCAAAUCGCAAACGAAGUCAGGUCAAAGCUCAGUGAGCUAGAUGGUCAUGAUGGCAGCAUCGUGGAUCAUGGUGCAGCACAAGUUGUCAUUGGCGAAUACAGCUGUGUCUUGACAGAAGACUCUUGGGCCAGAGCUGCUGCCGAUCAGAAGGAGAAUCUGGUACGCGACUUUGGACAAGCACAGACCCAAAGAUAUCAGCAGAGAGCUGGUGGAAGUUUCUUCUGGACAUAUCGCAUGAGAACCAGGNAUUGGAUGGAUGGCGGUGAAUGGGGCUUCAAGCAACAAACCAACAACGGUGCCAUCACAGCUCCUAACAACCUCGCCCUUUCCAAUGACGAUGUUCAGGCUCGUAUUGCACAUGCGCAGUCUCAAUUAGACGCGAAAUGCGGACAGACCUUUGGCGGUCACUGCAACUACUGGGAUUCCAACCAUCCUGGCGAAUACGAGCACUGGCGAUUUGAGGCGGGCUGGAAACUCGGCUUCAACGAUGCGAUGACCUUCUUUGGUGCAAGAGCUAAUGGUCGAAUUCCCGGUACUGGAGGUGACAAGAUUGGCAUGCUGGAUAUCUGGACCAAGAAGAGAAUUGUUGAAAGUGGGCAGGCAGGCAAACUGUUAUGGGAGUUUGAGCAAGGUUUCAGACAAGGAGUUCGUGACUUCUACGAGCUUGCUGGAAUCUAG
This is a messenger RNA of Aureobasidium musti, 1551 nucleotides long. The record is from the annotation of a GenBank genome assembly. NCBI's taxonomy places the organism in Eukaryota, Fungi, Ascomycota, Dothideomycetes, Dothideales, Saccotheciaceae.